CCCGGCUGCGGCCAACAGUCGGCGCCGCCCGGAGCCGGGAGCGCGGCCCGAGCGUGGCGCGGGCUGUGGGGCCGCCGCGUGCCCGGCCCCGCUCGCCCGUGCCCGCCCGCCAUGCCCGGCUUCGACUACAAGUUCCUGGAGAAGCCCAAGCGGCGGCUGCUGUGCCCGCUGUGCGGGAAGCCCAUGCGAGAGCCCGUGCAGGUUUCUACCUGCGGCCACCGCUUCUGCGACACCUGCCUGCAGGAGUUCCUCAGUGAAGGAGUCUUCAAAUGCCCUGAGGACCAGCUUCCUCUGGACUAUGCCAAGAUCUACCCGGACCCAGAGCUGGAGGUACAGGUAUUGGGCCUGCCUAUCCGCUGCAUCCACAGUGAGGAGGGCUGCCGCUGGAGUGGGCCACUUCGUCACCUACAGGGUCACCUGAAUACCUGCAGCUUCAAUGUAGUCCCCUGCCCCAAUCGCUGCCCCACCAAGCUGAGCCGCCGAGAUCUGCCUGCACACUUGCAACACGACUGCCCUAAGCGGCGCCUCAAGUGCGAGUUUUGUGGCUGUGACUUCAGUGGAGAGGCCUUUGAGAGCCACGAGGGCGUGUGUCCCCAAGAGAGUGUGUACUGUGAGAACAAGUGUGGUGCCCGCAUGAUGCGGCGGCUGCUGGCCCAGCAUGCCACCUCUGAGUGCCCCAAGCGCACCCAGCCUUGCACCUACUGUACCAAGGAGUUCGUCUUUGACACCAUCCAGAGCCACCAGUACCAGUGCCCGAGGUUGCCUGUGCCCUGCCCCAACCAGUGUGGCGUGGGCACUGUGGCUCGGGAGGACCUGCCAGGCCACCUGAAGGACAGCUGUAGCACUGCCCUGGUGCUGUGUCCAUUCAAAGACUCCGGCUGCAAGCACAGGUGCCCUAAGCUGGCAAUGGCGCGGCAUGUGGAGGAGAGUGUGAAGCCCCAUCUGGCCAUGAUGUGUGCCCUGGUGAGCCGUCAGCGGCAGGAGCUUCAGGAGCUGCGGCGAGAGCUGGAGGAGCUGUCGGUGGGCAGUGAUGGUGUGCUCAUCUGGAAGAUUGGCAGCUAUGGGCGCCGGCUACAGGAGGCCAAAGCCAAGCCCAACCUUGAGUGCUUCAGCCCAGCCUUCUACACACAUAAGUAUGGCUACAAGCUGCAGGUGUCUGCAUUCCUCAAUGGCAAUGGCAGUGGUGAAGGCACACAUCUCUCGCUGUACAUUCGCGUGUUGCCAGGUGCCUUUGACAAUCUCCUUGAGUGGCCCUUUGCCCGCCGCGUCACCUUCUCCCUGCUGGAUCAGAGCGACCCUGGGCUGGCUAAGCCGCAGCAUGUCACUGAGACCUUUCACCCUGACCCAAACUGGAAGAAUUUCCAAAAACCAGGCACUUGGCGGGGCUCCCUGGAUGAGAGUUCUUUGGGUUUUGGUUACCCCAAAUUCAUCUCCCACCAGGAUAUCCGCAAGCGAAACUAUGUGCGGGAUGAUGCAGUCUUCAUCCGUGCCUCAGUUGAAUUGCCACGGAAGAUCCUCAGCUGA
This is a messenger RNA of Myotis myotis, 1524 nucleotides long. RefSeq names its product TNF receptor associated factor 4 (gene TRAF4). The coding region runs from base 112 to 1524 and encodes 470 amino acids. Gene Ontology annotation, molecular function: protein binding; zinc ion binding. The record is from RefSeq and is a predicted model, not a curated record. Lineage: Eukaryota; Metazoa; Chordata; Mammalia; Chiroptera; Vespertilionidae. The transcript has 7 exons. Gene Ontology annotation, biological process: activation of NF-kappaB-inducing kinase activity; positive regulation of JNK cascade; signal transduction.